Cuscuta europaea is the source of this 1083-nucleotide messenger RNA. Lineage: Eukaryota; Viridiplantae; Streptophyta; Magnoliopsida; Solanales; Convolvulaceae. The record is from the annotation of a GenBank genome assembly.
AAAAAUGGGACAAACCUUCUUUCAGAGACCACCCAAGUUAACAAUUGCACCGUUGCACACAGCCACAAAAUAGAAGGUUUAGUCGGCGAUGAUAAUGUCUAUCCCUCCCUCGUCUUCCUUCCAAAGACUUCCUGUCAACAGCUGCCACCGGUUAUUUCCCCCCUGUCUAUCCCUCCUUCGUCUUCCUUCCAAAGACUUCCUGUCAACAGCUGACACCGGUUAUUUUCUCCCUAAGGCCAGAAGUUCCGUCGUCAUCCGUCCAGUUGCGAAGUCAGUUGGGCAAAGCUGCAACCCGAAAGCAGUGCUAGCCCAGGCUUCCUCAAGAUCUUCUGCCCCAACUUUGAGCAUCGCCGCCUUGGAAUCGGCAUCGAGCGUGGUUAGAAAGUUCUACUCUGGAAUCAACAGCCGCGAUUUGGCCGCUGUCGAAAGCCUUAUAGCUGAGAAUUGUGUGUAUGAAGAUCUCAUCUUUCCUCAGCCCUUUGUUGGCCGCAAGGCCAUUCUAAAUUUUUUUGAGAAGUUUAUUUAUUCGGUUGGACAUGAUCUGCAAUUUGUGAUUGAUGAUAUAUCAGAAGAGGAUUCCUCUGCGAUAGGAGUUACAUGGCAUUUAGAAUGGAAGGGAAGGCAUUUUCCUUUUAGCAAGGGAUGCAGCUUUUAUCGGCUGGACACAAUAGACGGCCAGAGGCAAAUACAAUAUGGCAGAGACGGGGUUGAACCUACAUUUAAGCCCGGAGAAACAGCUUUGGUUGCUAUCAGGGGCGUAGCUUGGCUGCUGCAGCAGUUCCCUAAAAUGGCAGAGCUGCUAUAAUGGAUGUAAGCAAGCAGCUUAUGCACUUCCUUGUGGUUAGGCCCAUGCCAGCAGAAGGAAGAAGUAAUGAUACUGACAGUCAACAUUUGGCAUACUUCAAUAGGAAUGACAACAUAUGUGCAUAUACUACGGUAUAAAAUACUCCCAUUGUCCCUUAAAACUUGGUCAAGUUUGACCGGCACAGAGAUUAAUAAAGUAAAAACUGUGUGGUUGAGGUUUGUGCAGAGAAAGUGGAAUUAACUGGAACCACAAAUUCUUUACUUAAAAGAGAAAGUGGC